CAGAUCUGCCUCUGCCUCUUCAUUUCGAUGCUGUUGCUUGUGGUGCCGAUAGCCCUUGGCCUCCUCGGCUGGGCAUCGGCGUUUCUCCCCUCCCCCUCCCACCCCGCAUCAUCGUCACCUCUCAUCCGGCAUGUGCCCGACGCCCUCGCCAGGGCGAGACCGCUGCACGCGACGGUGACGGAGAUGGACCUUUCAGACAAGAAGACCUUGGGGGACGCCAAGUUCGCUGAGUACAAGGCGAGCGUGGCCGAGCCGAUGACCAUCGUCAACUACUGCACCAGCUGGGAGGACAACUGCAAGGCGCUGACACAGGCCAUCGACAAGACCGACCUGCCCGACACGCAUGUGCUGCGUCUGCCGGUCAAGAACUCUCUGCUGAUAGCCAAGAGCAAGCAGGCGCGGCGGCGGCAGACUCGGAUGCUCAACAACAUGAAGCAGGUGCGGCACCACCAGAACGCCAUAAAGAUCAUGCUGGAGCAGGAGAUCUCCUACGGCACGGGGGACGUGCCGACCCUCCAGUUCAUCAAGAAGGGGUCCGACGAUGUGGUUUAUGAGGUGAAUGGCGCCACGGCAGCCAAGCUGCAGGCCAUCUGUGAGGGCUCGGACGCGCCGGCGGAGGUCAAGGCGGUGCUGAGCAAGCUGGCGCCCGUGAUUGCUGAGGAGCACCAGGCCAUCCAGGAGGCCAAGCCGAAACCCAAGGACUACGGCUACGUGUAUUACAAUCCCAAGUUCAGGCCAGCUGUGAGAUAGACAGACAGACAGACGGUCGUGGGGGCCGUCAUGUUACUACUGUUGGUCUGUCAAUGAAGCUGACUGACUGGGUGGAUGAGUGGUGGGUGGGUGGGCGUGGCUGUGGGUGCCACUGGAUGAUCGAUCUGUCUCUUGUGACACUGAUAGACUGGUGUGUCUGUGUCUGUCUGUGGGAGUGAACGAUAGGGCGCCAGUGCGUGUCCAUGGGGAUUCAGCUUCUUUCCCAGGGCAGCCAGUGACGGCCGACAAGGACCCCUCAGAGAGGCAUGGACGGCUCAUGUCUGACUGACCCCUCUCAUGCAACUCAGUUGUAUUGAUGCGGCCGUGAAUGAACCAAGUUCAGUCAUCAUAAGUGCCUGCCUGCCUG
Vitrella brassicaformis is the source of this 1117-nucleotide messenger RNA. The record is from the annotation of a GenBank genome assembly. NCBI's taxonomy places the organism in Eukaryota, Vitrellaceae.